This is a messenger RNA of Brassica oleracea var. oleracea, 615 nucleotides long. RefSeq lists its product as uncharacterized. The coding region runs from base 1 to 615 and encodes 204 amino acids. NCBI's taxonomy places the organism in Eukaryota, Viridiplantae, Streptophyta, Magnoliopsida, Brassicales, Brassicaceae. The transcript has 3 exons. The record is from RefSeq and is a predicted model, not a curated record.
AUGUCUUCCUCAUCGUCUAAUGGCGUAGAUGAAAGGUUAAACAAAGCUUUUGAAGAAAUGUUCGACCAACAAUUUGAUCAUACCUUCGACUCAAUAGUUGAUGUUCAAGCCAACAAGCCGAAGAGACAAGCUUAUAUCGAAAGAGAUCGGGAACAAGGACACAAUCUACUAUGGAACGACUAUUUCAGGGAACAUCCUACAUACCCAUCGGAAAUGUUUAGGCGGCGUUUUCAAAUGAACAAGCCAUUGUUCCUUCGCAUUGUCGAUCGCCUAAGUAAUGAAGUUCCAUACUUUGAGCAAAGAAAAAAUGCUCACGGAAGGUACGAGCUAUCUGCACUUCAAAAGUGUACAGCAGCUAUACGUAUGCUGGCAUAUGGUCAAUCGGGAGAUACACCUACACCGGAUGAUCUUCAACGAUUACUCGAUGUUGGAGAGGUACGCGGGUUUCCAGGGAUGAUAGGCAGGAUUGACUGUAUGCAUUGGGAGUGGAAAAACUGCCCAACGGCUUGGAGAGGGCAGUACACACGCGGUUCAGGCACAGGUCAAAUCUUCACUGGGCAGGUUGAUAACCUCACUGUGCAGAUCGCUGACCUGGAGAAGCUCUUCUUCGAAUGA